GCAUCAUCACGUGACAGUCACGAAGCGUUUUGAGUUCGGCGUGGUUAGAAGGAAAGAAGAAACAUAUUUUCUAUGUAUAUUGAAGAUUUUUGUUGAUUUUUAUUGAAAUUUCUGCUGCUUUUCUUACAAGGCAGGCAUCGAUCUUAGCAAAAGACUCCAAGGAAAAUCUAGAGUCGUUCAAGUAAUGUACUUUUGUGUUAAUUUAUGAAAUAUUUUGCCGAAAAGCCAAGCUGCUCAAAACUCAGAAAGAAUACAAGUCAUACAAACUUGGUCGAAAUCUAUGAAUAUUUUGUUGUGAAUAGCUGUAUUUCGUAGAUAAAUAUGUUCGAGAUUAAUUCUUCACUCUAUUAUGCUGUUCUGUGAGUAGUUUUUGAGUAAAACAAGCGUUUUUUUCCCAGAUUUUAAGCUUUUAUACGUUGUUUCCAUGAAAUCGACUUCAUAUUUCAUAUAAAUGAAAUAUUUAAAAAGUGUACAUUUUAAUACACACUCAAAAUAGUGAAAAAUUUUGCACGCUCAACGCUUGAUUGCAAAUGAUAGUAAUGAACGUUAGUUAUAGAAUCGCAACAAACAGCCAGCAAAGCUAACUUGUUUAUUUUUGCGCCCUUUUAUAGCUGCUCAUUGCAAGCUCUUGGAUAGUGCUAGAAAGAAUAUUGCCUUUGAUAUCAACGCUAUAAGUGUGUGCGCCAACCAACAAGCGCAUCGCCGCAGAUCGCUGUGUAUGCCCAAGUAUAGUGCGCUGCGUAAAGAGCGCAUUUCAAGCAAAUCAGCUGCACGCAAGGUCACCGACGACGCUAAAAGCCGCAGGCAGACGACGCAGCGACAAGCGUAAGAAAUAGUUCAUAAUGUCAAUGGAAGGUGAGAACCCUGGCAUUAAAGAUCAGCAAAAUGACGAGCAAAUCUGUCGAGAUUUUCAGCGAGGCGUUUGCAGCCGCGGGGAUAAAUGCAAGUUUGCCCAUCCGUCCGGAAUGGGAAGCGAGCCCAAAGAGCAGCCGAUGAUAUGCCGUGAUUUCCAGAACGGCACAUGCCAUCGGAGCACGUGUAAAUACCUCCACGUGACGAACCAAGAGGAGAAAGAUUACUUACGCACCGGACAGCUUCCGGGUAACUCCCGUGGGGGGCGGGGGCGCGAUUCCAACAUGCAGGUCUGUAAAGAUUUCCUCAACAACAAGUGCAACCGCGGGGCAGGCUGCAAGUUCCGUCACGUUCCCGAGGAAACUAUGUACGGCAGUGGAGGGGGGUACUACGAUGAACCCCCGCGGAAACGACCUCGGGACGGCAUGGGUGACGAUUACCGGUACCUCAUGGAAGAGAAUGUCUCGCUGAGAAGAAAAGUCUCCGAGCUUCAAAAGGAUGUUGCAGAUCUUCGUGCCACGAAUGAUAUUCUCUUGGAGCAGAAUGCUCGGUACAGGCGAUCCGGGGGUAGCAGUUCCGCAUCGUACGGUGGGGGUUAUGCAACCGACUCCUACGGGAAUGCUGCAUCCAGCGUAAGUUACCCGUCCCGGGAUUCCUACACGGCUACUGGGAACUACAACUCCUACGCCACUCCAAAGCAGGCUGGGACAACCGGCUAUGAUGGUUAUACUGACUUUAAGUGAGAACACUUUGUGGACUUUUUAAUCUGGUUUUAAUGCUCUCUUUUCAUAUUGACAGUAUGCAUAGAAAACAGACUUAUUAACUUUCAGGCUGCUUUCUAGUUACGUCUUGUUAUUUGUAAACGCAUUGUUGGAAUUUGAGAAGAAAUGUAGUAUAUAUAUAUAUAUAUAUA
Messenger RNA from Paramuricea clavata, 1765 nucleotides. The record is from the annotation of a GenBank genome assembly. Lineage: Eukaryota; Metazoa; Cnidaria; Anthozoa; Malacalcyonacea; Plexauridae.